Messenger RNA from Drosophila innubila, 4478 nucleotides. It is a transcript of the gene Nox, whose product is annotated as NADPH oxidase 5. The coding region runs from base 155 to 4219 and encodes 1354 amino acids. The transcript is spliced from 14 exons. The record is from RefSeq and is a predicted model, not a curated record. Gene Ontology annotation, molecular function: superoxide-generating NAD(P)H oxidase activity; calcium ion binding. Gene Ontology annotation, cellular component: plasma membrane; NADPH oxidase complex. Gene Ontology annotation, biological process: superoxide anion generation; defense response. Lineage: Eukaryota; Metazoa; Arthropoda; Insecta; Diptera; Drosophilidae.
CUUGCGAUCGAUUGCGCUAGUGUAAAGUGCUUAUGUUAAUGCGCUGUUAAUGCACAGCGCUCAAUUGUUAUCGAUAAGUCCUGCGCAAGCGUAAAGUGCUGUAUAAUGUGCAUAAAUAAUAUUUGAAUUAAAAUUUGAAAUAUUUAAAAGUAAAAUGGAUAACGAUUUGCAUACGCCAGACAAUCAUCGUGGUUCCGUGUCCUCGAAUAAAUCACUGGAAAUUCCCGUAACACCCUCGCGUUCUCCCAAAAAAGUAUCCUUCUCCGAUGAGCUGCCGAGCAGCAGUGUUAACAGUUACAGUGCCACGCCCAGCAGCAAUCCGAAUGGUGCCAACAAUUCAACAGAGCCAAGUGGUGUUAGUCAAGUUCUGCAACAGGCCGUACAAUAUUUGGAGCGUUUACAUGGCGCACGUGAUUAUCCCGCGGAGGAUUCAGCGAUGCCAGCUGUACUCGAUUUGGAUGCACAAUCGCUGCAGUUGGAAACGCCAGUGUUAACAACGCCAACAUCGCCCAGCAUUCUGAUUGCGGAACCAGCAAAAACUCUUGACGAUGUCGAUGACGAUGGAAAUGAAAAUGGAAAUGGUUAUAGUUAUGACUAUGAAGGUUAUGGCGGAAAGCAGGAAGUGAAGCCACAAUCGAAUUUGUACAUGGAGCGAUACAAGCUUAAUUUAGAUAAAAACUGCAGCUCCAUGGAGCUGGAGGCGAGACGGGAGAAACAACGCUGGCUAUUGAUAUCGGAGUGCAGUGCUCGAUUUGGCGAGGGGAAGCACACAAGGGAGGCAUUCCGCAAACUAUUUCUGGAUGAGGAAUUUCAGCAGAAGCUCUUUCAACUCUUUGAUCUGGAGGGUAAUGGAUAUUUGCUGCAAGAUCGCUGGAUAGAGCAUCUCAAAGGUCGACUCACCGACGAUCGGCAAAUGGAUUUUGCGGAGCAAAUUGAAUCUGUGGCCUAUGUCAUUUGUGGUGAGAAGAGUCAAGUGUGCUUUAAGAACUUUCGCGAUAUCUGGCAUACAAGAGGCAUAUUGGACAAACUGUAUCGUUUGAUUGACAACGAUGGCACAAAUCUUAUAUCCACAAAUCAGGUUAUGGAGUUUAUUUCACAUUUAACCAACUCCAGACCCCGCACAGGUUUCGACAAGAGUUCCCUGGCGCGUCUGGAGCAACUUUUUCGUAAUACAGUGGGAAAUGAACAGGAGAUUCGAAGAGAGGAGUUUCAGAAAAUUGUCACCUCUAAAAAUCCGUUUUUUACGGAACGCGUUUUUCAAAUAUUCGACAAGGAUAAUUCGGGUUCGAUAUCCCUGCAGGAGUUUAUAGAUGCCAUACAUCAGUUCUCAGGACAAUCGGCUGAUGAUAAAAUACGUUUUCUAUUCAAGGUCUACGAUAUUGAUGGUGAUGGCCUUAUACAGCAUAAAGAGCUACACGAUGUGAUACGUCAUUGCAUAAAGGAGAAUGGCAUGGAAUUCUCGGAGGAUCAAAUCGAGGAUCUAACCAGCGCCAUGUUCGAGGAUGCUGAUCCUCACAACAGCGGUGAAAUCACCUAUGAAGCGUUGAAGAAUCAGCUACAUAAACAUGGCGGUCUGCUUGAGAAUCUCAGUAUUACCAUCGAUCGCUGGCUAGUUCCGAUUGCCGAGGAGCAGCCGACGAGCAAUAAAACCUCACGACUGUGGAAUACAAUACCUCACCAGCUAACGCUGGCUUAUAUGAAGAACAAUCAGGUCUUUGUCACGUAUCUGUUCUUCUAUAUAACCGUCAAUCUGUGCCUCUUCAUCUCACGUGCCAUUGAAUAUCGACUCAGCAAUGGAUUUGUCAUCAUUGCCAGAGCUUGCGGACAAUGUCUGAACUUCAACUGUGCCUGGGUGCUUGUGCUGAUGUUGAGGCAUUCGCUGACCUAUCUUCGUUCCCGAGGUCUAUCCUCGUUUCUGCCCCUGGAUCAUCAUGUCUAUCUGCACAAACUGACGGGAAUUACGAUCUCGGUGCUCAGUUUGGUGCACACGAUAAUGCAUUUGUUUAAUCUCACCAUAAGUGUGAUCAAUGAUCCCAAGAUUAAUGCUGGACAUUUUACUAUACCGGAAUGGUUACUUACGGAUCGUCCGGGCUUAUAUGGCCUCAUUCCGGGCUGUGCAAAUCCCACGGGAGUUGCACUUCUGAUAAUUUUAUUGGUCAUGUUUGUGUGCUCGCAACCAUUUGUGAGGAGAAAAGGCAGCUUUGAGGUCUUCUAUUGGACGCAUCUGUUGUAUGUGCCUUUUUGGAUACUCACGCUAUUCCAUGGUCCCAAUUUCUGGAAAUGGUUUUUGCUGCCGGGUUUGGUUUACAUUGUGGAACGUGUUUUGAGAUUUGUUUGGAUGCGUGGCGAGCAUGGCAAGACUUAUAUUAGCUCUGGUUUGCUGCUGCCCUCCAAGGUCAUCCAUUUGGUCAUUAAGAGACCGUAUAAUUUUAAUUUCCGUCCUGGGGAUUAUGUUUUUGUCAACAUACCAGCAAUUGCCAAUUACGAGUGGCAUCCAUUUACCAUUAGCUCGGCUCCCGAGCAGGAGGAUUACAUGUGGUUACACAUACGCACCGUGGGCGAGUGGACAAAUCGCCUUUAUCGCUACUUUGAGCGGGAACAGCAGAAACUGCACAAGGGCGAGGUGAAUACACAUAUGCAUGCCAUUCCCACGCCCAGUUUUAUGCUCUUAAACGAGACCAGGAAUCCCAUGUUGGCACCUGAUAAGUCGCGACUCUCGCCGACGCCUCAAACGGAUUUUCUGGCCCGCAACAUGGCCAGCAAUAACUUGAAUCCAGCUACUCCGCCACAGCGUCCACCCCGUCAACAUCGCAAAGUGGUAAACACCAGCUCACCUGCGGAUUCAUCCACAGCCGUCACAGGUGUGAAUCGCAUUCGCAGCAUCAAAAAGUCACUGCAACGCACCUUUUCCCGCAAGGAAUCCGCCGAACCAAAGCCCAAAGCCAACCAGAUCACGGGCAUGGCCAAUGGCGCCUUCGUUGCUGAUUCCGGAGAGCGUGAGGAACUGGGACUCAAGCAGAGGCCGCUGGAGAAGAGCAUCUCCUUGCCGGACAUCAGCAUGAAGAGCAAGAAACGCAGCAGGCUCAAGGCGCUACGCAACUUGGGAAGAUCCGAAUCGGAGCGUGCCUUUGAUGAUAAACAAAUGCGUCGUGCUCGGAACAAUAGUGUGGGAUUGGCCUAUUUAAGUCCACAGAAUAAGUCGCUGGCUCAGAGUUUUCGCUACAUGCGCAACAAGCCCACAAUUAUAGCCUUCAGGACGCCCAGCGUGGAUCAGAGUGACCUUCAAUUGACAGCAGCAACAGGAGCAGAAGGAUCAAUGGAUAAUGCCAUGACAGAUCAGGCAUUACGUCUAUCCAGAGCGGAAAGUGCAACCGAUAAGUUGCCUUUAAGCCGACUCAGUCUCGCAACGGAGGAUAAACCUUUGGAGGAUAACACACACACUACGGUGACGGUGACGGGCGGCAGAAAAUCACGUUUACGUCGUCCCACAUUUCUGCGCUCGUUGUCCACAUCCAUUACAAAUCGGGGCAUUAGCAAUGGAGGUGGCGGUGGCAGCUCCACAACUAACAACGGUUCCAAGGUCACACUUGAUGCGGGCGUCAUGGAGAUCUUUAUUGAUGGCCCUUAUGGUGCACCAUCAAGUCAUAUUUUUGGGGCCCAGCAUGCCGUGUUAAUUGGCACUGGAAUUGGCGUCACGCCCUUCGCCUCCAUCUUGCAGUCCAUAAUGCACCGUUAUUGGAAGGCGCGUCAUAGUUGUCCACGCUGUCAGUUCGAGUGGGCGAGUGAGAUACCCAAAUCUGUGAUGAAUCUGCGCAAGGUGGACUUCUUCUGGAUCAAUCGCGAUCAGCGAUCCUUCGAGUGGUUUGUCAAUCUGCUAUCGCAGCUGGAAAUCGAGCAGGCGGAACUGGGUGGUGCCAUGGAACGUUUUCUGGACAUGCACAUGUACAUCACGAGCGCCUUGCAACGCACGGACAUGAAGGCGGUUGGCUUGCAGCUGGCCUUGGAUUUGCUCCACGAGAAGGGCAAGCGUGAUCUGAUCACAGGUCUCAAGACGCGCACGAAUGCGGGACGACCCAACUGGGACAAAGUGUUCAAGCAGCUGCAGGCACAGCAGAAGGGCAAGGUCACAGUCUUUUAUUGCGGGCCACCACAGUUGGCCAAAACGUUGAGGGUCAAAUGCGAUCAGUAUGGAUUCGCCUUUCGUAAGGAGUGCUUUUGAGAUUGCUGCUUUGUGCAUUCAUUGUGCUUUAUCCUCAUUAUCGUAGGGUUUCGGGUAUCUCAGUUUUCAAUUCUCAAAACUAUAUAUUUAUAUAUACAUAGAUAUGUAUCUCUAUAUCGUUAGCUAUUUAUUUGUCCUGUGUUUUUAUUGUUUUAUUGCCUCAUGUUGUCGCCAUGUCUCCAAGCUUGUAAAUAUAAUCACAAAUAUCUGCAUAAUGAUAAUACAUAAUUAAUUAUUAUAAAUAAAAGUUGUUACUCAA